This is a messenger RNA of Paramecium tetraurelia, 360 nucleotides long. RefSeq lists its product as uncharacterized. The transcript has a single exon. NCBI's taxonomy places the organism in Eukaryota, Ciliophora, Oligohymenophorea, Peniculida, Parameciidae. The record is from RefSeq and is a predicted model, not a curated record.
AUGAUUAAGAUAUACUUCACCAUGUGCUCCUGCAAAGGAGUCAGAUUGAUUACUUGGAAGCUUAUUACCAAGAGAUCUGACAUAGAUUCAAUUGAUUACUCAGGAUUGUUAUUAGUAUAUUAGUUUAGCGAGAAGAAGGAGAAAGGUCAUGAUAAAUGUCACUAAAAAGAGAAGCAGAGAGAGCUCAGUCGAAAGCUCAUAGGUUAGAGAAAUGUUUCGAGCACUAGAUCAAUAUAAAUAAAAGUAGUAAUAAUAGCAACAACAUAAAUCCAACCGAUUAUUGAGGUGAAGAUGUUGUCCGAUUAAGAGUCAGUAUAGAGCUAAGAAUUGUUAAGAAAACAAAGGAACUGGGAAUGGUGA